AUCUAUUUUAUUCUCUGUAUAUUCUAAAUCUAUUCUAUUCUCUGUAUAUUCUAAAUCUAUUCUCUGUAUAUUCUAAAUCUAUUCUAUUAUCUGUAUAUUCUAAAUCUAUGAUCUCUUCUUUGAGAGAGAUUGUUCAUGGUUGAAAAAGUGAAAAAAAGUGGUCUUGUUGGAAAAACUCACAUUGAGAGAAUUUUAUCCAAAGCCUGUAUAGUUUACAUAAAUGUCCAUCUUGUAGUUUGUAUUUUUUUUCUUUGGGAUUUUUUUUUGGAUUUGAUUAUGAAUUAAAGAUGGCAACAACCUAAUCUUGUUCCUGUUUUAGGCCUACUUUUGUGUAUGCCAUAUGGGGCUAGAUUUCAGUUAUCCACCCUUUCGUUGCCUCAGAGAAAAGUCAGGAAAGCAAAUAUCUUUUAUCUAACCUCAAUGUAAAUGUAUAUUGAAUUGACCCAGUUGGCUAAAAAUUAUUUAGAAAAUGCACUUUUGACACAGGCAGGGUAUAUCCUAGGCCCAGGGCUGUCUCUGGGCCUACACUUUGCACCUUUUUAAAUACGGAACUCUCAAUAAAUCCUGAUCAGAUUAAUCAAUAUAAUCGUACAAAUCAUGUUAGGGAGCAAUUUCCCAAAUGGGUUUUUAAGUUGGUGUUGAGCAGCAUGUUCUCAAUAACAGAUAAUCCUAAAUGUGAUAAGACAUCCUGAAUACAGAAGCUAUUUAACUAGGAUCAGACAUAAUAAGAUCAAGCUAUGACGUUUGGGCUCUGAUUGAGAUGGGAUACAGACAGCAAAUGACCUUUUUUUUCUGUAGUUUCUUGGUCAUAUGGUGGAGAGCGUGCGUUUUAAAUUAAGUACCAUGGACAGCACCACUGCCGUCGGCACACCUUGGCGCUUCGGCCCGACUUUGAACUCUACUUCCCCGCGAUUCAGAUCUAGUACUGUGGCGCCAACGAUUUUUCCACGGACAGGCUACAGCAUCCUCUCCUAUCUUAUGUUCAUUAAUGCCAUUUUCUCUGUUUUUAACAAUACUCUGGUAAUAACGGUGUUGGUGAAGAAUCGUCCUCUCCUCAACCCAAUGAAUGUGAUUAUCCUCAGUUUAGCCGUGUCUGAUUUGAUGAUAGCCUUGUGCGGUUCGUCGAUAGUCACCAUUACCAACUAUCAUGGUUCAUUCUUUCUUGGCGACGAGUUCUGCAUCUUUCAAGGAUUUGCUGUCAACUAUUUUGGUCUGGUGUCUAUGUGCACGUUAACACUGCUGGCGUAUGAGCGCUACAUCGUGGUGUGUAAGCCCAUGGCAGGCUUCAAGAUGAACAUACGUCGGAGCGUUCAGGGGCUCCUGGGGGUCUGGCUGUUCUGUUUGUUCUGGGCCGUGCCCCCACUGCUGGGUUGGAGCUCCUAUGGACCCGAGGGCGUCCAGACCUCCUGCUCUCUGGGCUGGGAGGAGAGGUCCUGGAGUAACUAUAGUUACCUGAUCCUGUACACGCUGUUCUGCUUCCUCCUGCCUGUCGCAAUCAUCAUCUACUGUUACGCCAAUGUCCUGACCUCCAUGAGACGGCUUAACCGUAGUACGGAGUUGCAGGGCGGUCAUCCCUGUCUGCAGGACAACGAGCGGGCGGUAAGGGUAGUGCUGGCCAUGAUCGGGGCCUUCUUUGUCUGCUGGCUGCCCUACACAGCCCUGUCCGUGGUGGUUGUGGUGGACCCAGAGCUCCACAUCCCUCCGCUGGUGGCUACCAUGCCUAUGUACUUCGCCAAGACCAGUCCUGUCUACAACCCCAUAAUCUACUUCCUAAGCAACAGGCAGUUCCGUGAUGCCACUCUGGAAGUCCUCUCCUGUGGGCGCUACAUUUCCCACGACCCGGCCACCGACACCGUCCCCAUGCGCUCCAUGACCCUGAGGACCACGGUGGGCAGAAAAGAAAAAAACAAGGGAUCAGUGCACACAGCAGGGUGCUUCCUCUGUGACUCCUCUUUCCUCCAUCUCCUAAAUCUCCAUCUCCUAAAUCUCCAUCUCCUCUCUCCUCCAUCUCCUAAAUCUCCAUCU
Messenger RNA from Oncorhynchus gorbuscha (pink salmon), 2025 nucleotides. RefSeq names its product parietopsin (gene parietopsin). The annotation marks the transcript as partial. The record is from RefSeq and is a predicted model, not a curated record. The transcript is spliced from 5 exons. Gene Ontology annotation, cellular component: membrane; photoreceptor outer segment. Gene Ontology annotation, molecular function: G protein-coupled receptor activity. Gene Ontology annotation, biological process: G protein-coupled receptor signaling pathway; visual perception. NCBI's taxonomy places the organism in Eukaryota, Metazoa, Chordata, Actinopteri, Salmoniformes, Salmonidae.